Molecule: messenger RNA, 402 nt
Organism: Gryllus bimaculatus (two-spotted cricket)
Lineage: Eukaryota; Metazoa; Arthropoda; Insecta; Orthoptera; Gryllidae
Source: the annotation of a GenBank genome assembly
AUGGUCAUUUUAGCUUGUAUUUUCAAUAGUCAACGUGUGCUGCAGACCAGAAUUGCUGACAAAAGUGGCACUUCCGUUAGUGAAUUUCAUCCAAUUGAAAUGGAACCUCUUUAUCUAUUGUGCAGAUGUGAUUUACAGGUGCCCAGAAAUUUCUUCUAUGCACCAAAGGGUUUUCGCAAAUAUGCUCUGUCUACUACUCCCCGUGCGCCGAGACGCACGCUUGAUGGUGGAAGCUGGAUGGGCUGGGGGCCAGGCCCUCGAAUGACCAUGGCGCAAGUCACUUCUCCUCGCCCCGAGUACGCGGCCCACAUGCGACCUAAGGAGGUAGUAGAGCGAGAGUGCGCGAGAAGAACUCCAGAGUGCACUACGAUUCCCAAAGUAGUGUGGUUAUUUCGUUCCUAG